AUGGUGCAGCGUGUCUUGUCCGACUCAGACGAUGGGUUCUCCAUGAUGCAGGUGAUGUCUAUUGCAGUUUUGGCGGCUCUGGCCUUCGCUUUGUGUGAUAGAUGGUUGCCAAUCUCCGCUGCAUCUGAAGAGCUGGUCAUUGUGGCACUCCUUUGUGCUCUCGAGUUCGGCCGCCGCUGCUACCAGAAGGUGUCGCCAAGCGUGACACACCAUGAGUCCAAGAACGCUUCCAAAGCACUGGAUGUCAAGUCACAGUUGGAGCAUUGCGAUGAUUCAGAUGCCGAGAUGUACCCAGAAUACCCAGAGAUGGAGGCGAACAUUCUGCCGAGGCUACAGGCAGCUGCACGUGCCGGAGACACUUGCACAGCCGAGGCCCUUCUGGCAAAGAUGCGGAAGACGAAGCAGUUGAGUGCAAUGUCAUUUGGAGCUGUGAUCAGCGCCUUUGCCCGCAAUCGAAACGCCCAUGGAGCUGAGAGAUGGCUGAAGGCUUUGAUUGCAGAGGGCAUCGGCAAGCCCAACGUGAUCAGCGUCAACAUGGUGAUUUCGACCUUUGCGAAGCAGGGAAAUGUUGCCAAGGCUGAGUACUGGCUCAUGGAGAUGCCCCGCUUGGGGCUGGAGGCAGAGAUAAUGACCUACAACGCCGUGAUCGACGCCUGCGCGCAGGCAGGUGACAUCGAUCGUGCUGAGCACUGGCUCCAAAAGGUCCGCCAAGGGCCCGGGCCCAACAUUGUGAGCUUCAGCUCCGUGCUUCACGCGUGUGCCAAGGCGGGCGACGCUGACCGGGCCGAGCAGUGGCUCGAAAGAAUGCAGGCUGAAGAUGGACUGACACCCAAUGUCAUCUGCUACAACUCGGUCAUCCACGCCUGCUGCCGACGGGGCGAACUCCGCCGGGCCGAGGAUUGGCUCGCGCGCCUGCAAGAGAGCGGGGUGCAGCCGACCGUGACAAGCUAUGGGGCCAUCAUCGACUGCACCGCCAAAUCGGGCAAGGCCGGUGCCGCUGAGGCAGAGGCUUGGAUUCGCCGCAUGGAGGCGGCGGGCAUCAAGGCCGACGUUGCAAGCUACAACAUGGUCUUGUCCGCACACUGCAAAUCGAGCAUGAGAUGUGCCGAACGAUUCCUGCAGACCCUCUACUCCAAGAAAGUGCCUGUGAACACGAGCACCUUGAAUCUCUUGCUUGGUGGGUAUGCGCGCCUGGGGGAUACCCGCGGGGCCAUCGACUGCCUGCGAAGCUUCAAGGAGAGGGCGGUGCGUGCCGACGGCAUGACAUGGAAGCUGCUGGUGAAGGCCGUGACGGAUGCCAGUUCUGGUGCUCUCCAGCUGCUGGAGACCAUGAUCUCCGAAGGCUUCACGCCGGAGCUCGCCUGUUUCAAUGCCAUUCUGGCGCACUUUGCCUCAAAGAAGGAUGUCCCAAGUGCGGAGAGAUGCAUGAAGUGCCUCAUCCACGCAGGGCUGGAGCCGGACGCCGCCAGCCACUUGGCCAUGCUUCAGGCUUGCGCCGGUGAUGCAAUUCGUGGCGAGUACUGGCUCAGCAGCAUGGCGUCGAAAGGUUUGGAGGCCAAUGCCUCUGUGAUCACCCAGUUCUUCCAUGGUAUUGCCAAGCUUGGCGACGUGCAGCGCCUGGAAAGGCUGCUGCGGAAGUACAGGGACGCAGGCGGCGAGCCUGUCAGCGGCAUGUACAACGCUCUCAUCAGCGCGCACGCCCAGCGCGGCGACGUGGAACAGGCCCAGAAGUGGUUUGAGGAGAUGGUCGAUGUCGGAUGCCAAGGAGAUGUCGCAAGCUUUUCAGCCUUGGUCCAUGCAUGUGCCAAGUCCAACCAGCUGGAGCGAGCCGAGACCUGGAUUGAAAAGAUGGAGGCGUCUGGUGUGCCGGCGAAUGUUGUCACCUACAACAGCAUGAUCAAUGCAUGUGCAAGAUGUGCUAAUGCAGACAGGGCCGAAGUGUGGUUGCGAAGGAUGGAGCAGAAUGGCUUGCAUCCUGUGCUGGUUACCUACAAUUCCUUGGUCAAUGCCUUUGUCAAGGCUGGCCGACGUGCAGAAGCCGAAGAGUACCUGCCCGUCAUGUGCAACCGCGGCAUUCAACCUGAUGCAGUCACUUACAGUACGCUUAUCCAUGCCUGGGUGAGCGCGCGUGAUCCCGCUCGAGCAGAGAUGUGGCUGAAGCAGAUGCUUGCGAACUGCCCCAAGCAAGCAAAGCAUGUUGCUGGGCAGCCAAGCGCGUUUUGCUUCAACUCGGUCAUCGAAGCGUGGGCUGACGAAGGGCAGGUGGAUCGAGCCAUGCAAUGGCUGAAAGAGGCUCCGAAGUCUGUGGACAAACAGAGCCUGAGCAUAGGCCCUGUACUUGCAGGGCUGCUCAAGGCGAGUCGAGUUCAAGAAGCUGCCUUGUUGGCCUUGCAGGUGCCAUCCAAUGGUUGGCAAGCUCCUCGCUACGGCCCUGGAAGCUUGGCGGCAGUUGCCGCGGCACUUGACAGCAUGGGGGCACAGAAUCAAGCAGACUCCAUCCGUGCCUUGGCCAAGCAGUCUCCAGCGCGCUGUGGGCAACGCAGAGCAAGCGGAGCAAGCUCAACCUUGGAGUAG
Molecule: messenger RNA, 2574 nt
Organism: Symbiodinium natans
Lineage: Eukaryota; Dinophyceae; Suessiales; Symbiodiniaceae
Source: the annotation of a GenBank genome assembly